CAGGAACCCGAGGGCGGGCUCUCCGCCCGCUAUAAGAGGCCUCCCCGGGCGGCCCCGGCAGCUCCGCCGCCGCCCGCCGCCGCGCACCGAGCCCCGCGCCCCGCGCCCCGGCCGCCGCCGAGACCGGCACCCGCGCCCCAGGUGAUGGUGUAGCAGCCGCUGCUCCCGGCAGCAGCACCCCGAGCGCGCAAAGCUGGCUCCCUGCGCCAUGGUCACCCACAGCAAGUUCCCCACCGCCGGGAUGAGCCGCCCCCUCGACACCAGCCUGCGCCUGAAGACGUUCAGCUCCAAGAGCGAGUACCAGCUGGUGGUCAACACCGUGCGCAAGCUGCAGGAGAGCGGCUUCUACUGGAGCACGGUGACGGGCGGCGAGGCCAACCUGCUGCUGAGCGCCGAGCCCGCCGGCACCUUCCUCAUCAGGGACAGCUCGGACCAGCGGCACUUCUUCACCCUCAGCGUCAAGACGGAGUCGGGCACCAAGAACCUGCGCAUCCAGUGCGAGGGGGGCAGCUUCUCCCUGCAGAGCGACCCCCGCAGCAGCCAGCCCGUGCCCCGCUUCGACUGCGUGCUCAAGCUGGUCCAUCACUACAUGCCGCCCGCUCCCUGCGCCGUCCCCGAGCAGCCGGGGGGGGGCCUGCACCCCAAGCGCACCUACUACAUCUACUCGGGCGGCGAGAAGAUCCCGCUGGUGCUCAGCCGCCCGCUCUCCUCCAGCGUCUCCACUCUGCAGCACCUCUGCCGCAAGACCGUCAACGGGCACCUGGACUCCUACGAGAAGAUGACUCAGCUGCCGGCCCCCAUCAAGGAGUUCCUGGACCAGUACGAUGCCCCCCUCUAAGGGGCCCGCACAGGGAGGUCGCACGCUACAAGCACAAGAGCAGGGGACAGGCACAACACCCCGCAGAAGCAGGGACUUGCGGGGCGCGAGAAGCCUCUCCCUCUGGGAAGGAGGGGAGGGGACUGGGGGCGAGCUGUGGUGGACCCGGGGCUGUGGCUCGUGCCCGUCGUGUUGGGGGGCACACCCCGAGGAAGCGCGACACCCCCCGUCUGGGGGAAGGAGACUGCUCUGGUCGAACUGUGGAUGUUACAGUGCGCCCCGGCACGGGGGGAGCCGGGUCGGCAGAGCCCCAGGGCGCGGGCAGCCCAGGGACAGCGCCCGCUGCAUGGCAUGGCCACCCUGGUGGGACCGCGCCGGAGGGGUCUGGCCACAGCCCUCCCGCCAGGAGAGAAUGAGAAGCACUGGAGUCCAGCUGGUGCCUGACGCUUUUCCUCGGUUUUAAGGGGAAAGUGGUUUUUGCCCGUACUUUACCUCUUGCUGCCUCCUUGUGGGUGGAAGCUCCUUUCACACCAGGCCCCAGACUUGGAGGUCGCUGCCUUUUUGCCCUCGUUGCCAUUUUCCAAGGGACUAAGCCUUAAUAUUCUUCUCGUCCCGUGGUCUGGGUUACUGCACAUUGUUUGGCGACGCGGAGUGGUGAUGGUCCCGGCAACACGCCGCGAAGCCGGAGGGGAAGCAGCCCGUCCUGACAACAGAGUCCUGCAUGCUCACGUCUGCAAGGAGCACCGAAGGGACACGGAGCUGGCACCGGGCCGUUACUCCGAGUGUUGCACCCCACCUGCCCGGCCCCUCCCCACGGACCCCAGCUCUCCAUCCCGGCCGGGCCCCUGGCCGUGCUGCUCCCCGGGGCACCGAUGCCUGCGGAAACGCGGCAGGAGGAUGCCCUGAGAGCGCUGUCCCGUGAGCGUUCCUCUGCGUCUGCCUGGAGAAGCAGUUGUGGUGGGUUUUUUUUUGGCCUUUUUUCUUUAUUUUUUUUACCGAAGAGAUGUUUACAGGUCUACGUGAAUCACUGUCUUUUAUAAAGAUUCCAUCUUCACCUCCAGCCUCGAGGGCUGAGCAAAACCAUGCUUGAAAAUUCAACCAAAACAAAACUCAGAUGAAACUUUGCACAUAUUUAUAUUUAUAUUCAGAAAGGAAAUGUUUCCAUAAUUUAUAAUAAAGAGCACUAUUUUUUAAUGAAA
Molecule: messenger RNA, 2016 nt
Organism: Anas platyrhynchos (mallard)
Lineage: Eukaryota; Metazoa; Chordata; Aves; Anseriformes; Anatidae
Gene: SOCS3
Product: suppressor of cytokine signaling 3
Biological process (GO): phosphatidylinositol phosphate biosynthetic process; intracellular signal transduction
Cellular component (GO): phosphatidylinositol 3-kinase complex
Molecular function (GO): 1-phosphatidylinositol-3-kinase regulator activity
Source: RefSeq, a predicted model, not a curated record